UUCCCUUCAGUUAUGUCCUGGGUGCAGCUGCAAAUUGUUGGCUGGCAUAUAUGGAUCGGCUUUUGACAGGCGGCAUUCCUAAGAGCGAGCGGAAAGAAAUAAAGAAGAAGAUGCUUGACUUGGUUGACAUUUACUAUUUGGCUUUGGAUGCAGCGAAGUCAGGGAACAAGAUCACUGUUCCUGAAGAGCUGAUGGUCAAGCAGUACCCACACUUCAUGGAACGAUAUCCUGACUACCAUUCGGCAUCCGUGCUGGGCAAAAUCUAUCAUGAAGUAAAAUCACAAGAGUCUGAAGCUGAUCCUUCAAUCAAGAUAGUGCCCCUGCAAUGCUUCACCGAGGUAGCAGUAUCUGAAGAUUACAAGCGCCGUUGGACAUCUCUUUAUCAGGAGUACUUGAGGGAGAGCUCUAAACUUUGUAAGCUGGAGGACAAAGCGGAGAGGAACAUCAAUUUCCACGAACUCUACCAAGAGUACAAGUGGAUGCUGUACAAGGCCGAGGAGUUUGAGUACAGCCCGAGGGAGCGCUUCGAUCUCUUCAACGAGGCCUGCGCGGUGUACCAGGUGGUGUACGAGCACGCGACGUCCUGCAACCAGGUCAGCAAGUGCGGCUUCGCUUGGAAGGUGGCUGGUCGCGCGCUGUGCCAGCUGUACAUGCUGAAGCACAGCGGAGACACCAUGCUCUGCUCCUUCUCCGUUCUUGAGGGCGCUUUCAAGAAGAACCACCGCACGUAG
Panicum virgatum (switchgrass) is the source of this 731-nucleotide messenger RNA. RefSeq names its product probable RNA-dependent RNA polymerase 4. The record is from RefSeq and is a predicted model, not a curated record. Gene Ontology annotation, cellular component: nuclear RNA-directed RNA polymerase complex. Lineage: Eukaryota; Viridiplantae; Streptophyta; Magnoliopsida; Poales; Poaceae. Gene Ontology annotation, molecular function: RNA-directed RNA polymerase activity. The transcript is spliced from 4 exons. Gene Ontology annotation, biological process: siRNA processing. The coding region runs from base 51 to 731 and encodes 226 amino acids.